This is a messenger RNA of Sinocyclocheilus anshuiensis, 3673 nucleotides long. Its product is annotated as heat shock 70 kDa protein 12B-like. The transcript has 13 exons. The coding region runs from base 344 to 2419 and encodes 691 amino acids. The record is from RefSeq and is a predicted model, not a curated record. NCBI's taxonomy places the organism in Eukaryota, Metazoa, Chordata, Actinopteri, Cypriniformes, Cyprinidae.
UUCCCCCAGCACUACAGCAAAGUUCAUAUCCAGUCCCUGUACAUGUGUGUAUGUGGCUCUCUCAACCAUUCCUCCCUGACAUUCCACAGCAGAUGUGGGAUUGACUGAUGGGAUACAGAAACAGAGAAAGUCACAGGAAUAUUCCUCCGAUACUUUGGAUCAAACCUUCAGUGCUUUUCUUCUUUCAGACAUUUGACUGAAACUGUUGGGAAACAGCAUCAUUACACAGACUCAAACAUCCGAUUUCUUUGGGGAUUUUGGACUUUGGGGACCAAACAACCCCAGGCAGGGUACACUAGAACAUCCUAAACAAAAGGGCCGAAGAAGCCCUGUGACCUCUACAAUGGCAGACGUCCUGCAGCUCAGUACCAACAGUCUACAAGUGCCAGGUGAAGAUAGAUCAGCCUCUAUAUCUCCAUCUGGUUCUCCAUCUCCUUCCAGAAAUGAGUGCAGUAUCACUCCUCUUACUCCCUCCCCGUUUCCACGGACAGAGGUUAGACCAUGUGUGGCUCGUCCAUUUUCUGUGGUUGUUGCUAUAGAUUUUGGCACCACCUCCAGUGGUUAUGCAUUCAGUUUCACAGAAGAUCCUGAGACCAUUCACAUGAUGAGACGGUGGGAGGAUGGUGACCCUGGUGUAACCAAUCAGAAGAGUCCAACCUGUCUGCUGCUGACCCCUGACCUCCGGUUCCACAGUUUUGGCUUUGCAGCUCGAGACAGCUAUCAUGACCUUGACCCUGAGGAAGCCAGGCAUUGGCUCUACUUUGACAAAUUCAAAAUGAAAAUCCACAGCACUAGUGAUCUCACUAUGGAGACCGAGCUGGAGUCUGUUAGUGGAAGAAGAGUUCGGGCUAUUGAGGUGUUUGCUCACGCCUUGAGGUUCUUCAGAGAGCAUGCUUUAAAGGAGGUGAAGGACCAGUCUUCCUCUGUGCUGGAAAGUAAUGAAGUACGGUGGGUCAUCACUGUUCCUGCGGUGUGGCGGCAGCCAGCUAAGCAGUUCAUGCGAGAAGCUGCGUAUUUGGCAGGUUUGGUGACUCCAGAUUCUGCAGAGCAGCUCCUCAUUGCUCUCGAACCAGAAGCUGCAUCUAUCUACUGCAGGAAGCUCCAUCUACACCAGGUCAUUGACCUCAGUCAACGACCAGUAAUCAACGGUUUAGAUGUGGACGGGUCCUGCCCUUUCGAUUCCAGUUUUAGGCAAGCCCGCGAGCAGCUCCGCAGAGCCAGGCAUAGCCGAACUUUUCUGGUGGAGAGUGGUACUGGAGAAUUGUGGUCUGAGAUGCAGACAGGUGACCGGUACAUUGUGGCAGACUGUGGUGGUGGGACAGUGGAUCUGACGGUGCAUCAGAUUGAGCAGCCACAGGGCACUCUGAAGGAGCUUUACAAAGUCUCAGGGGGUCCUUAUGGAGCAGUUGGUGUGGAUCUUGCCUUCGAGGCCAUGUUGUGUCAGAUCUUUGGAGCUGACUUCAUUGAGAGUUUUAAAGCUAAACGUCCAGCAGCUUGGGUAGACCUUACUAUUGCAUUUGAAGCCCGAAAGCGCACAGCAGCUCCUGGCCGGGCCAACUCACUAAACAUCUCGCUGCCCUUUUCCUUCAUUGACUUCUACAAGCGACACCGGGGGCAGAGUGUGGAGACUGCCCUGCGCAAGAGCAAUAUGAAUUUUAUAAAGUGGUCAUCUCAAGGGAUGCUGAGGCUGUCUGCGGAAGCCAUGAAUGAGCUUUUCCAGCCGACCAUCAACAACAUCAUAAAACAUGUUGAGAACCUGAUGCAGAAGGAGGAAGUAAAGGAUGUGCGUUUUCUCUUCUUGGUUGGAGGAUUUGCAGAGUCACCCAUGCUUCAGCGUGCGGCACAGAAUGCACUAGGGAGGAACUGCCGUAUUAUAAUUCCACAUGACGUAGGUCUAACCAUCCUGAAGGGUGCAGUCCUGUUUGGUCUAGACCCCACUGUUGUCCGUGUACGCCGUUGCCCAUUAACUUACGGUGUUGGGGUUUUGAACCGCUUUGUGGAAGGCCAACACCCUCGUGAUAAGCUUCUCAUCAAAGAUGGCCGAGAAUGGUGCACUGACAUCCUGGACCGCUUUGUAAACGUUGAUCAAUCGGUGGCCUUGGGAGAGGUGGUGAGGCGGAGCUACACUCCAGCGAGAAUGGGACAAAGGAAGAUCAUCAUCAACAUCUACUGCAGCGACACUGAUGACAUAACCUACAUUACCGACCCCGGGGUGAGGAAGUGUGGUGCCAUCACGCUAGACCUGCUUGAGUCAGGGGCAGUGGCAGCUAGCGCUGGUGAUAACGAUAAAGGACCAGCAUUUGAACGCAGGGAGAUUCGCACGACGAUGCAGUUUGGAGACACAGAGAUCAAAGUCACAGCUGUUGAUGUGGCAACCGGCCGACUGGUGCGGGCAUCAAUUGACUUCCUGUCCAACUGAUCCUAUUGUGCUGUUUCUGGAGAGAACUGGAAUGCGAAUGUGAUGGACAUUUAACAACAGUUAAUCUCAUCAAUUAAUGGCUUAAAUAAUAGCUUUGAGGUUGAAGAUCUGGAUAUACAAGGAUUGCUGAUAUAAAAGCUGGAAGGCUGAACGAUAACCUGGAGCGUUACUGGGAUUCCCUUUUAUUGUGCAAAGCACCAGCUCUGAGGACUGUCUCCUGUACUAAGUGUACUGUAAGCUUUGGAUAAGAAAGAUUCUAAAUUAUAAGAAAUGAGGCAAAAAAUUAACCAGAUCUUCGGACGGGAAUUUUAUUUACAUUAUCAAAUAAUCUUAAAUAUUUGCCAUAAGGUCUGUAAAUGCAUUUCCUAUUAGUUUAUUAACACAGAAGAACUAGUUUCAGUUCAGUUACUCCUUGUGGUGAUCCACACAUUUGCAGUAAGUAGAUAUUAUAUUCCUUCUAAGUUUGCAGACACUUAGUAUUUAAAUUGAUUUAUCAAUUAAAGCCACUUAAGUUUAAUUUUUUUUAAACAUUCUCUAUAACUAUACAUGAAUCAAUUAAAAACUUCAAAGACAAAAUCAAGACAUCUUUAGUUUUAAAUUACGGUUGCGCCACCUGGAGGUAGAAAGAGGAAGUGAUUAAUCAGAAUGACGUUAAGAGGAUGGUUAACAAGAGAAAUAAAGUUCAAAUUUUCUGAUUUCCUACAUAGGUACAAAACAGGUAUUUACAUCAUACAAACCUUUUUUCUUUUGCCUGGUUACAAUUGGUUUUACUUAUUUGCUCCUCAAAGAAUCUGAUUGAGGCAUUUAGGUUUGUUCUUUUUUAUAUGUAGGCACAAUUAAAAUAGCUAAAGCUUAUGAAACACUACCUCUCAAGACUUUAAAAUUAUACCAGGUCUAAACUUGCAGUUAUUAUAACAUUUAUGUUUUGAACUAUUAGUCUUUCAUCGGUCUUGUAUAAGCAAUAUUGUUGACUUUUUAUCUAUACAGGAGCAAAGAAAACAGUUGUUAUGUUUAUAAGAAACCUGCUUCAAGGAUGUUGGUAAUAUUACUAUUAAAUAUGCUGGACAUUAGUCUGACAUAAGGGAAUCAAGCUAGGGGUUAAAUCACAUCACACUGUUGGCAUAUAGUCCUAAAAGUCAGAUUUUAGUUUAAUACAUACUAUGAAACUGUUUGUAUACUAAAUCACAAUGCCUCAAAAUAAAAUAUAUUUCUUUAAAUGCUAUAAUGUAAAACAUUUAAAUUCUAAUGCCUAAU